Messenger RNA from Funneliformis geosporum, 1566 nucleotides. Lineage: Eukaryota; Fungi; Glomeromycota; Glomeromycetes; Glomerales; Glomeraceae. The record is from the annotation of a GenBank genome assembly.
AUGAACUCUUCGGUAAUGGAAUUACCAGAAAAAAUUUCUCCUCGUCACCAGUCCAUUCCAUUAUUCACCACAACUUCCUUCAAUGGAACCAUAGACGUCGAAACAAUCAAUAGUCGGGAAUUUAAUCCAAAUCCAAAACGCUUCACAAUGCCAGCUCCAGGUUCGCUUGGAAGGCGUGGUUACCAAAAGCCUACGAAACCUAGGGAAUUUGCUAAAAGUGCAAAGAAAAGACAGAGCGUACUUGCUUUAGGUUCCAUAACUCACUUACAACACUUUUACGCUAAACGUGGUAUAAUCAUAAAACCAAAGAAACCAAAGCACGUAGAGGAAGCAGAAAAGAAAAAAAUGGCCCUUACUUACAUCACUUCUAAAUUAGAUGUGGAAACAGAUCCAGAAGUGUUACUUGCUAUAUGUCAUGGUGACAUUCAAGCCAUGUUAGAUGCAUGGUGUAUGGUGACUGGGGAAGUGAAAGCCGAAGAAAAUCCAGUGCCUGUUGAUAUAUUAGCGGCCAUAGAGACCACCACAAAAGCUGUUCAAUCGGUAAAAAAUUAUUCCUUGUUUAAAGAAGAUUUAUCAGCAGAAUCAAUGUCAAAAAUUCGUGCUACUGCCUUGGAAGUAUUGGAGAUGAUUAGCGAUUUAGAGCAAUCACACAGAGAUGAUGAUGAUAGUAGCAGUGAAGAUGGUCAUAUAUACAAAGAAUCAAAUUUUCAUUGUUUAGAUAGUCAACGUGAUAUAUUGAGAAGAUAUUUGGUGGUAGUUGAGGAAUGUCUAUUAUUUGAUGAUUGUGAUGUGUAUCCUCCAAAUACAUCUUAUUUCAAAAAUUCAUCGGUAAGCUCAGAUGAUGAAUCGAAACAAGGAACUACCCCUUUUACUCCUCCAUUAUCACCCGGUCAUCCAAAUAACGAUUGGGUGAAUCCUGAUGUAUUUGGUGAUAAUGUUUUUGCGAGAUAUCAUGCUUUCUUGGAAGUUCAUCGUCCUUCAAAAUCCAAACGAUUUCCUGAUUACACACCCCUUCCCAAUCCUAGUCUCGAUAAAACCGAAUUCUUGGCUUCGUUGGCUGACGGUAAAUUAUUAUGUUUUAUUUAUAAUACGAUAGUAAGACGAUCGAAACGACCAUUUGGAUUCAUCGAUAAAAUUCAUGAGGAUACAUCAAGAACUUAUCGUGCUACGGAAAAUUUAAAAUUUUUUGCUGCUGCCGCCAAGUUUAGAUUUGAGCUUAAAUUUGAUGAAUUUAAUGUAACUGAGAUUGUCAAAUUAACGAAUGUUGGAAAAGCUCAACUUGAACGAAUUCUUGAAGUAUUUUGCGAAAAAUCCAUGCAAGAGCUCAUAUCAACAGGAUCUUAUAAACAAUAUCCAGGAUCAAGAAUAUCCAGCAUGUAUAUGCAAGAAUCUCUUUCAAAUUCACAAAUGCAAUUACUUCAGCAAGCAACGACAAAUUCAGCUAAUGAUUUGGCUGCAGCUGUAUCUGCUAAGUUGUCGAUUCGUUCAUAUCGUUACGCGUCAUCAACAAGUUCAUCAUCCUCAACAUUAUCAAGGAAGACUAGUGAUGAUGAAAUUAAGAAUUGA